AUGAUGACGUCAUGAAUCAUGUGACUGAAACGUCACUGAAGAGAUGAAAACAUCAGAUCACAGACUGUAACCUUCCUAACAUCAACACAUGAAACCAACAGAAACGUCAUUUUUCCAUCAUCUCGUUGUUUCUUCUUCUUCUUCUGCAGCGGUUUAAAGACACCGACUGUUUAUCUGCAGUGGAUGGAAACAAACGUUCACUACAUUGUUUGUGAAAUCUUCAUUUGUAAAGUGUAACUACAGAUAAAUGUGAUGCAGUAGAAAUAUAUACUCAAGUAAAGUGCAAGUAUCUUAAAAUGGUACUUGAGUAAAAGUACUUCCACCGCUGGUUUAAAUGUCUUCAAUAAACACAAAGCUAAUAGACGACGAGAGCUUCCGCCAUCGUCUCCGUCUCUCUGGAAACAAGAGUUCACGCUACGUUAACGGUUUUCUGGAAAUUUGGUUAAAAUUAUUUGAGCGACAUUUGUCUGAAAUCUCCACAACUCCUCGUUUAUAUGACGACAGUCAGCAGGUUUCUUCAUCUCAGGACAUUUUCACUUUGUGCAUAAAAAAAAAGGGGUUUUCUUCUCUUUUGAGACACACAGAGGGUUAAAAACAACGUUAAUAAACUUUUCUGCACUACAGCUGCUGAUAAAACGCUGAUAACUUUCUCCAAAGGUGUAAUUUGAGUUCUGUCUCUCAACAAGAAAGAACAAACUCCCCUCAAUGACUUAAAUCGGACAACGUGUAGUUUUAGGGCAGCGCUUUUCCUUGUUAGAAAAGAUAGAAACACAAGUUGACCCUCCAGUGAAACUCCUUGUGACGAUAUUCUGGAAAUUCAGUGAAAGUUUAUCUACAUUUAGAUGGAAACCUGGUUUGUGAGAAAGUGUGCAGUGACUCAACUUCUCAUUGAUUUGACAACAGAUAUUCUUUAUUAAAGUCAGCAGGAUUCAUCCUCAGGAGAAGAUGAAUAGUUGAAACAAAAGUCACUUCCUCUGAGAGAUGGAGGGAGGGAGAGGAGGACGACCUACAGAGACGUAGACAAACGGAACAAGUGCAGGAGAGAGAGAAAGAAAGAAGGAAGCCAUUUUGGUUCCAGUUUUGACACGUCUGCUUGAAAUUUGCUUUCUUCUCUCUGGUUUCUUCACCCUGAAAGUCUUUCAGAGAGUCAGACAGCGGGAAGUUGAGAAACGAGGCCCGUCUAUCAGAGCGUCGAAGCUGCUGCAGCCUGAAGGACGGCUGGACGGUCGGUGGACGCCCAGCUGAAAGGACAAGACGGCAGAACCAGGGGAGGGGGGUAAUAAUAAAAGAUAAAACCCUGAGACGCUGAGAGGAAACUAUACUCCGAGGUGGCCGUCGCUCUCUCAGAUGGUGGUGUCAUCCUGUUAGAGCAGAAGUCUUCGGUGGGACAUCGGCUGGACGGACAUCGUGACUGUAGGGAGGUGAGGAGGAACGCAGGAUGAGCUCCGACCGAGUGCCAUCGCGGGCGGAGGUGAUGGGGUGGAGCCCGCAGCAGCUGGCGGACUACCUGAAGAGGAUGAGUCUGUCCGGCUGUGAUAAAGCUGUGCUGAAGAACGCCAUCAGCGGAGCCAGAUUUGUGAAUCUGAGCGACAACGACCUUCAGAAAUUCCCCAAACUUCACGCUCCGAUGAUCUCUAAGAUCAGAAGUGAGAUCAGCAAGAAGGAGGAGAGGAGAGGCCUGUUUGGUAAAAAAACCACAAUGCCUAAAUAUCAUGAACCAGAAACAGCCGCUGAGGUUCAGGGCUGGGGUGACGACGAGUUUGAUGAUGAAGAAUUCGACGAUGACUAUGAGAGUCCGUACAGCGGCGAUGAGGACGGCAGCGGGGGAGACUACGAGUCCCCAAACGAGGAAUUUGACGUGUCCAACGAUUACGAGCCUCCUCCCUCUGAACCUCCAGAGGACAUGGCUCAUAAACUGUGCCCCACCCUGCCCAUCGGAGACAGCGAUUAUAUAGAUAACAGGGAUAAUCAUGUGUCGUCCAGAGGCCCGCCCCCUGCUCUUUGUCCCCGCCCCCCGGUCGCCACUCUCUCAGCUCCAUCACCUCGGAUGCCGGGAGAGUCGCCGUCCUCCAGAAGAGACCACUCGCCUCACUUAGGUGGACGACCAUCAGGGAAGAUUCCUCCGGGGCCACCGCAGAUCUUCCGUGGCAACAAACCGGGCAGAGAUUCUGGAUCCAACCCGUCCCCCGUCAGAGGACCUCAUCGCAACACAGUGGACAAGCCGGCCGCACAGUCAUGGAGGCCUCAGAUGGACGCUCCAGAAAUUCCCGCCUGGUCCAAACCUCCUGCUCCUCCUCCGUCCUCCUCCUCCGUCGGCAGGAGCAACUCCUCCGUCAGACCUUUUCCUGGCAGGUUCGACAGACGAGAGCAAACACACGAUGACGCACCCAAACACAACACCUUCCCCCUGCACAACAAAAGUCUUCCCCCGCGUCCUGGACUCCCCGGGCUGCCGCAACGCCACGGAGACAGCAGUUUGCCUCCCAGUGUUCCCAGUGUUCCCUCUACAGACUCUCUGCCUCACAAACUGCAGUCUGUGAUGGCCGAUCACAGAAGCAGCAUUGUUAGAUCAGACAGGUCGCCGUUUCGUCCUCCUCAACCUACAACACAGGAUCUGGACCCUUGCUGGUAUGUGGGUAGAGUGACCAGAGGUCAGGCAGAAGGAUGUCUGAAACGAGUCAACAAGGACGGGGCGUACCUGGUGAGGGACAGCACCCGGCAGCUGGCCAAUCAGCCCUUCACUCUGAUGGUCUUCUACCAGGACAAGGUCUACAACAUCCAGAUCCGACAGCACAACCAGCAGUUCCUGUUAGGAACCGGACUCAAAGUCCAAGAGUUCUUCCCAUCAGUGGGUGACAUCAUCGGCCAUUACUCCCAGUCUCCUCUGCUUCUCAUCGACGCCAAAAACCGCGGCUCCGGCCAGCAGAACCAGUGUCUGCUGUCUGACCCGGCCGGGUACUACAUGACCGGACACAACUGAUCAGACCGGAUCACGCCGGUUCAGACUGGAUUACACCGGUUAAGACCGACCACAAACUAAACCAGAGAGAAACCAACAGGCAGAGUUAAACGUUUGGGGGUCAGAUGCAUAAAACUCUGUAGCUUCAUGACUAAAACUGCGCGUGCUCCAGGCAGAGUAUCAAUACUCGAUACCUUCACGGUAUCGACCGAAAUAAUCCAGUACCAAACUCUUCCAACCUGCAUUCAAUCCUUUUUGUACUCAGGUCUGGAAAAAAAUGACUAUUUGUAUGGUUUUGCUUGCAGCCAAUCACCACAAGCCUUCUUCUAUUUAAUGCAACGUGUGAUUGGUCGACUAACGCAGCUACAACCCAAACAGUCAGUGGUUGUGUUUGACAGAGUUGACAGUUCAGAGUGUCGAGAUGCCGCUAAAAAGUUCAAAAGUAUAGUUAUACUACACACCUGUUGUGUCUGAUGAAAGUAAAUGCAUGUUCACAAUGACUUCGACACCAGCGUUGUCUUCUCCUCGAGGACACGCUGCAACUGUCGAUUACGUCAGGUGAUGGUUACCAGGCUGACAUUAAACUUACUUUGGAUUUUAUUGAAACAAAUAUCGCUUUGGGCAGGUUCUAGUAGGCAGGUUUGUGUGUUAGUGAAGCAGAAAAUAAAAGGUAUUGAAUGAAGUACUCUGUUGGUAUCGGUAUCACUUUAAGGGUACUGGUGGUACUGGUAUUGGUGCUGGUAUUGUAAUUUUUUAAACAAUGCAUUGUUUUCCUCAGAUUUAUCAAGCUGUGUGUCUAUUUUAUAAAACUUAGUCAAUGUGGAACCAGUAGCCUCAUUUCCUAUCUCACGAUCAUCCAUAAAUGGAUGAAGACGCCCUUAAUCAGCUGUUUUCAUAUCAAUACGUCCAAUGUGUGAAACAUCAUGUGACUCGGUGCGGUCGGCCGUAGAUCCAAGUAACCACACAAGAACCCAGCGCGGAUGUGUUUAGUUAUUGGUCCGUUUAUUUGUUCUGUUAUAUGACGACCGUUCAGGGACUUUUUAUUGUCGUGUCAUUUUUAUUGACAUCUAUUAUCUUCACCAGAUGUACGUCUGGAAGGGAUCACGCAUUUAGUCUUGUGUGUGUGUGUGUGUCCACAGACUACUGGACCUAUCAACCUGAUACAUAUGACUGGAUGUUCUCCUCCUCAGAAACCUAUUUUAUGAUGCCUUCCGUAUGAGCCCAUUGUAAAACUUAGACCUUUGUCUUUUCAGCAGUCCUCGCCGUUGUACGAUAUACGUUAUGAUGUAGCACAAGGCGUUUCCAGCAAUCAUCUUGGCUAAAAACAAGGCUUAGCUAGUCUGCUGUAGGCCACAUUUUGGCCUUUGUUGUGGCUCAAAAACUGAAAUCACACAUAGAAAAGUUUCGUCUCAUCUGCAGAUUAACUCCAUACCUGAUAUGUUUUGAUCCACGAACAUACAAGAUCAAUAAAUCCCUGUUUCUGUUAUCUUCACCGCCAUCUCAAAUGCCAUAAAUGCUUUGACUGCAAUAUAUUUUUAUUGUGUUAUUAUCAAGAAGAUUUUGAUAGAUGCAUAGAGAUGAACACUUACUGUGGAGAUGAAUAGAAAAUAAUUAUUCCCAUUGUUGUGACCCUCCUAAAAUUUCAUUUUGAGGUUUUCAGGGGUCCAAGCUGGUUCAGACCCUCUGAGACCACCACCUGCUCCACCCGUCUGUUCACCAACGUCCAUAUUAAUCCAUCAGCAGCAGAGAUAUCAGUCUUAUCACUGGUCAGUUUGUAGUUCAUAUCUAAAGCGACUUUACAGAGUGUCAUAACUAAGGAUAAAAUAAAAGGAAUCGAUAUUAAAUUCAUAAAAUUUGCCUUUUAUUGGUGUUUUACAGAUCGCUGCGUAAACACAUAACAUCUGUUAUAUGUUGCUUAUUUACCUAAACAAUGUUUUAUUAAAAGAUUUUCAGCUUAUAUUUCAUCUUGACCCUCAGAUCACUUUAGAAGAACAUGUGUAUGCUGGUCUGAGGUCAGCAUGAGGUGUUUAUAGAGACCAGUUGAUGUGCAGGAAGUAGCGUGUACAUGUGUUUUUGUGUGUUUUUUUGUGUACGCGUCGUUUAUGCAUCUGGCCCCUGCUGUUGUUAAUUCUCCCAUAAACAGGAAUGUCACUCUUCUGUGACAGAUGAGUGAAAAAUGUCAGGUUUUUUUUGCACGUUUUUCUUAAUUUGCUUGUUUUUUUUAACUCUACAAUCUGCGGUCUGUAGCUUUGUGUCUGCGCCAACAUUUAACCUUUCAGACACCUUUACUUUACUUUAACUUCUGUAUGACGUCUCUUUUGGUACACUGUGCUGGAUAAAUGCUGUAUUUCUACAACAUUUAAGUAUACUGUACAUUCAAACUGUGCUGGUUCUGUCUUCAGCUGAUAAUAAAGCCCAGUGCUCUGUCUCAGUCUGUAUUUAUGUGGACAUUUUGGAUGUUAAUCAUGCAGAUUAAUCUUCACUUCACUUUGAGUAUUCAGACAUCUUCAAUUCACUGUAAACGUGUCAUAUUCACCUGGCUUGUCCACAUUAAAAUACAUGAAAACGUCA
This is a messenger RNA of Thunnus maccoyii (southern bluefin tuna), 5530 nucleotides long. RefSeq names its product lymphocyte cytosolic protein 2a (gene lcp2a). The transcript has 23 exons. Lineage: Eukaryota; Metazoa; Chordata; Actinopteri; Scombriformes; Scombridae. The coding region runs from base 1439 to 2980 and encodes 513 amino acids. Gene Ontology annotation, biological process: cell surface receptor protein tyrosine kinase signaling pathway; intracellular signal transduction. The record is from RefSeq and is a predicted model, not a curated record. Gene Ontology annotation, molecular function: protein binding.